GGCGAGACGGAGGGCUGUGUGGCGGCUGUGGUGGAUGCGGUGUAGUAGAUCUUUGUUUUGGUGCGAAUAUUGACAUUUUUACAGAGGCCAUGGCUAAGCAAAUGUCCAUAUCCUCAUUCUUCACCAAGUCCCCGGGGCCGGGCAAGACCAAGGAGCAAGGGUCACCAAAGGGGAACGUGAAGCUGAGAGGGAAAGAGUUCCAGUUGAUGGACCUGGUAUGGGCCAAGCUGGAGGGUCAUCCGUGGUGGCCGGCGCUGGUGUGCAACAGUCCCGGGGAGAACACCUUCAUGCGCCGCAACCAGAUCCACGUACAGUUCUUUGAUAGGCCCCCCACACGCGGCUGGGUGAAGGAUGGCCUGGUGAAGCUUUAUGGACCAGCGGGUGAGACAGGCGUGCCCUCCUACCGUGACGCUACGUGGGUGGAGGCAGUAAAGGAUGCAGGGGAGGCGGAGAAGCUGCCUAGGGAAGACCGGUCAGUGCUGCUGGUGGACAUGUUGCCUUCCGAUGAUGAGGACUUGCUGGAGGCCAUGGAAGAGGUGGAGAAUGACAGUGACAAGAGCAAGGAGAACGUGGCGGUGAGUGGCACAAAGAACGGUCACAGCAGCCAGCCAUCUAAGGGGGAGCCCAAGCCCAAGCGACGCAGAAUUAUCCUCCACUCAGACAGCGAGUCAGAGGACGACUACAAACCGCCGGAUGAGUCCGGGGAGAGCGACGACUCGGCCAGCUCCGGGGUGGAUGAGGCACAGGUGUCUGAGCCAGAGAGUGAGUUGGAAGUGGAUUCGCCGGUCAAGGAACCCCAAACCAAGCGUAGGAAAGCUGAACCCCUCAAGACUCGCAACCUGAACUCCUCCCUCUCCUCGCCUCGCAGCGCCUCCUCUCCCUCCUCCAAGGUGUCCAGCGGGGUGAAGGCGAAGCUGGCUGUCUUUGCUGCCAAGGAGGCGCCACCAGCCAAGCCAGCCGGGCAGGAGGAGGACUGGCCAUUCAUGAAAGAGCCAUGGCUGCAGCCCAAGAACAUCAUGGACCGAGAGAGGCGGCGACCUGACCACCCUGAAUAUGACCCUCGCACACUGUACAUCCCUGAUUCUUUCUUGGCACAGCAGACUCCGGGGAUGCGUCAGUGGUGGGAGCUGAAGUCCCACCAUUACGACACAGUGCUGUUCUUCAAGAUGGGCAAGUUCUAUGAGCUGUUCCACAUGGAUGCUGUGCUGGGUGUGCAGGAACUGGGACUCAUCAUGAUGAAGGGGGAGAAAGCACACAGUGGGUUCCCUGAGGUGGCAUACAGCCGCUACUCCACAGCACUCAUUGAGAAGGGGUACAAGGUGGCCCGCAUUGAGCAGACUGAGACGCCAGAGAUGAUGGAGAAGAGGUGCAAGAGCAUGGCCCGGCCCAGCAAGUUUGACCGUGUGGUGAAACGGGAGAUUUGUCAGAUGACCAGCCGGGCCACACGUGUGUAUGGCUCAGUGGAUGGCGAGGAGUCUGAGGCCAGCACAUCACACCUCCUGGCGCUGGCUGAGAGGCCAGCGAAGAACAGCAGUGAACUCAGUGAGUACGGUGUGGCCUUUGUGGACACCAGUGUUGGCAUCUUUCACCUGGGCCAGUUUGUGGACGACUGCCACACCUCUAGACUGCGCACCCUCCUGGCACACUAUCCUGUGGCUCAGAUCCUGACAGAACGCAGCCGUGUCGGAGCCAAGACCAAGCAGAUAGUGAGUGCCUUGGUGCCUCACAACUUGAGGGAGGUGCUGGUGCCUGAGAAAGAGUUUUGGACAGCCUCAAAGACCCUUAACUUCCUGCUGGAGGGACCUUACUUCAAGAGAGAGGGAGAGGCUGACACCCAGUGGCCCAAAGCACUGAAGGACAUGAUGGAUGAAGGUGACUCAUUGGGCAAGACACCACAGGAAGGCAAGGAGCUAGCACUGUCUGCCAUGGGUGCCCUCACCUGGUACCUCAUGCAGUGCCGUCUGGACGAACAGCUGCUCACACGACGCAAGUUUGAGGAGUACCAGCCCCCAGACAUUGUCAACAUGGCCGGCCAGACCGACUCCAAGGCGUCCAUCCCAGCCUUCAUUACCGGCAGGCAUCACAUGGUGCUGGACGGCACAACACUGCACAACCUGGAGGUGUUCAGGAACAUUGGCGGCGGCACAGAGGGUACACUGGUGGAGCAGCUGGACCAUUGCUCCACACCCUUCGGCAAGAGGUUGCUGAGGAGCUGGAUGUGUGCCCCUCUGUGCAGCCCAGCAGCCAUCCAGCGCCGGCUUGAUGCCAUUGCUGACCUGCGCAGUAACCUUGGCCUGAUGGAUGAGGUCAUUCUGCUUCUCAAGACCCUGCCUGACUUGGAGAGGAUGUUGGCCAAAGUUCACACACAUGGGCUGAGCCGGCAGUCCAGUCACCCAGAGACCCGUGCCAUCUACUUCGAGGAGAUCAAGUACAACAAAAAGAAGGUGGAAGGCUUCCUGAUGGCCCUUAAGGGGUUCAAAACCUGCAUGCAGAUUGUCAAGAAGUUCAAAGGUUUGAGGGAGUCGCUCACCUCCAGUCUGCUGAGGAACUGUGUCACCACCACGGACGAUGACGGCACCUUCCCCCUUCUGGAGGAACCCCUCGCCUUCUUUGAUAAUGCUUUUGACCAGGCUGAGGCACAGAAGGAAGGCAAGAUUGUGCCGCGAGCCGGUGUGGACGCAGAGUAUGAUGAGGCAGUGCAGCAGAUUGACUCCACCAAGAAGAGUCUAGCAGAAUAUCUCAAGGAACAGUGCAAACAUUUCGGCACAAAGGUGGUGUACUGGGGCAAUGACAAGAAGCGCUACCAGCUUGAGGUACCGGAGCACGCCUCCCGCCGUGCUGGGGAUGACUACGAGCUGGUGAGUCAGCGCAAGGGUCACCGCCGCUUCUGGACCUCCACCACCCGGGAGUUGCUGGCUGACAUGAUUGCCGGGGAGGAGCAGCGUAACACCUCGCUCAGUGACAUUGCUCGCAGGAUAUUCAACCAGUUUGACCAACACCAGAAGCAAUGGGAAGCUGCUCUACAGUGUGUGGCUACACUGGACGUGCUCUGCUCACUCACAGUGUUCUCCCGUGGGGCAGAGACUGUGCAGCCUGAGGUGAUCAGUCCUCAGGAUGGUGUUCAGCCAUUCCUUGAGAUCCGCAACGGCCUGCACCCGUGCCUGCUGUCCACCAUGGCAGAUAAGUUCAUCCCCAACGACGUGGUGGUGGGAGGGCCAGCGGAGGAUGCCCACCGUCCACUGGUGCUGAUAACGGGGCCAAACAUGGGAGGCAAGUCCACCCUGAUGAGGCAGACGGCACUCAUCUGUCUCCUGGCACAGCUGGGCUCCUAUGUCCCCGCUGAAGCCUGCCGCCUUACACCCGUGGAUCGAGUGUUCACCCGCGUGGGGGCCUCGGACCGCAUCAUGGCGGGGGAGUCCACCUUCUUUGUGGAGCUGGCCGAGACCUCCUCCAUUCUGCAGCAUGCCACACACCACUCCUUGGUGCUGGUGGAUGAGCUGGGACGAGGCACGGCCACCUACGACGGCACUGCCAUUGCUUCUGGGGUGGUGGAUGCCCUGGCUAUCCGUGGCUGCCGGACGCUGUUCUCCACACAUUACCAUGCGCUGGUAGACCACUUCACUGACAACCACAAUGUCUCCUGUGGUCACAUGGCGUGCAUGGUGGAGAGUGGAGAGGACGACAAUGACCCCUCACAGGAGACCAUCACCUUCCUGUACAAGUUCACUGAUGGCUCAUGUCCCAAGUCUUAUGGGUUCAAUGUGGCUCGUCUGGCUGGCCUGCCCGAGACAGUGAUCCGGCAGGCGAGGGGGAAGGCGAGGGAGUUGGAGAUGAUCACCCUGAAGAAGCAAGUGUUCUCCAGGGUGGUCAGUGCUGUCGGGGCCAAGCCAGGCGUGCUGAGGGAGACUCUGUCCGAGGCCCUCAAGUCCCUGCGUGUGGAUUGAGGUGCAGGCAGGCAAGGCAGGCCAAUGAAGUCUAACUGUCCUGCUGUCACCAUGUUCCUGAAGGUGGGAGAGAAAUACAGUAAAAGCCUUAUUUUGUGUAGGAUUAUUUGAUGUAAAGAUGAAAUAUUGUGUGUCACCAUUCAGUCUUGAUCCUAGAGUGGGUUCUGGAGUGAGAGAGCUCAAAGAUGUGUUGUUUUGGAUAUUCUCAGAAUGAUUGUGACAUGAACCCUCACUUGGAAACAGUGCUGCAUUCACCCCCUCCUCAGUGUUGGGUGUUGUGCACCUGUGUGUGUGUGAUGUGUGUGUGUGCCAUCACUGUAAAUACUCAUCACUGUGUUCCUAAUCUACAUACGUACAUGUGUAUCUAUAUAGUAGUACAAACUUGAUCUUUACUUUUUUUUUUUUGAGUUGUGGGUUACACAAUCAUCUCGUUAUUUAAAGUUAUUUUUUUACUUUAUUGUGUUGGACAUUUUCCUGAAAUACCUAAUAAAAUUUUAAGCAUCUCUA
This is a messenger RNA of Portunus trituberculatus (swimming crab), 4451 nucleotides long. RefSeq names its product DNA mismatch repair protein Msh6-like (gene Msh6). Gene Ontology annotation, biological process: mismatch repair. The record is from RefSeq and is a predicted model, not a curated record. The transcript is spliced from 24 exons. Bases 90 to 3944 code for a protein of 1284 amino acids. Gene Ontology annotation, cellular component: nucleus; MutSalpha complex. Gene Ontology annotation, molecular function: ATP-dependent DNA damage sensor activity; mismatched DNA binding; ATP binding. Lineage: Eukaryota; Metazoa; Arthropoda; Malacostraca; Decapoda; Portunidae.